Molecule: messenger RNA, 3480 nt
Organism: Chrysoperla carnea
Lineage: Eukaryota; Metazoa; Arthropoda; Insecta; Neuroptera; Chrysopidae
Gene: Trpgamma
Product: transient receptor potential-gamma protein
Exons: 19
Coding region: 13-3480 (1155 amino acids)
Biological process (GO): manganese ion transport; regulation of cytosolic calcium ion concentration; calcium ion transmembrane transport
Cellular component (GO): cation channel complex; membrane
Molecular function (GO): protein binding; inositol 1,4,5 trisphosphate binding; store-operated calcium channel activity
Source: RefSeq, a predicted model, not a curated record
AGUAUACAUGGCAUGAUGGAAGAAGAAAAUUUUGUCAGACCUCAUCAAGAAAUGGCACAAUUAUCGUUGGAAGAAAAGAAAUUUUUAUUGGCUGUUGAACGUGGAGAUGUUGCAUCUACACGACGAAUGUUACAACGCGCACAAGAUACGGAUUAUAUAAAUAUAAAUUGCGUAGAUCCAUUAGGACGUUCCGCAUUACUAAUGGCAAUAGAUAAUGAAAAUUUAGAAAUGGUCGAUUUAUUAAUAUCACAUCGAGUAGAAACAAAAGAUGCAUUAUUACAUGCAAUUAGUGAACAGUUCGUGGAAGCUGUUGAAGUGUUAUUGGAUCAUGAAGAAUCCUUACAUAAACCUGGUGAACGUUAUAGUUGGGAAGCAUUACCGCCUGAAACCGCAACAUUUACACCAGACAUUACACCACUCAUCUUAUCUGCACAUCGUGAUAACUAUGAAAUUAUUAAAAUAUUAUUAGAUCGUGGAGCAACGUUACCAAUGCCUCACGAUGUUAGGUGUGGAUGUGAUGAUUGUGUUCAAUCAAGACUAAACGAUUCCCUCCGUCAUUCUCGAUCUCGUAUUAAUGCUUAUCGUGCCCUAGCAUCACCGAGUUUAAUAUCGUUAUCCUCCAAAGAUCCUAUAUUAACAGCGUUCGAAUUAUCAUGGGAAUUACGCAGACUCAGUUUCCUCGAACACGAAUUUAAAUGUGAAUAUCAAGAACUUCGUAAACAAUGUCAAGAGUUUGCAACAGCCUUAUUGGAUCAUACAAGAAGUUCACAUGAAUUAGAAGUAUUAUUAAAUCAUGAUCCAACAGGACCAGCGUUUGAGCAUGGUGAAAGAAUGCAUUUAAAUCGGCUUAAACUUGCGAUUAAGUUACGACAGAAAAAAUUUGUUGCACACCCUAAUGUACAGCAAUUAUUAGCAUCGAUUUGGUAUGAAGGUUUACCAGGUUUCAGACGAAAAAACAUGGUACUACAGGCAGCUGAAAUAAUUCGUAUUGGAUGUUUAUUUCCAUUUUUUAGUAUCGCAUAUAUAAUAGCACCACAUUCAGGAAUUGGACAAACAAUGCGAAAACCGUUUAUUAAAUUCAUCUGCCAUUCAGCAUCCUAUUUUACGUUCCUUUUUAUGUUAAUACUCGCGUCACAACGUAUCGAAUCUGUGAUUUUUAAUUUAUUUAAUUUAUGGAGUGACACUCAAAGUGAAUAUCAACAGUCUGAUCCACGCCGGGGAGCACCGCCUUCAUUAGUGGAAUGGAUGAUUCUAGCAUGGGUCAGUGGAUUGAUUUGGAGUGAAGUUAAACAAUUAUGGGAUGUAGGUUUAGAAGAUUAUGUAAAUGACAUGUGGAAUGUCAUAGACUUUGUUACAAAUUCCUUAUAUGUUGCAACGAUAGCAUUACGUGGAGUCACUUAUUAUCAAGCACAAAACGAACGUUACGCCGAAUUACCACGUGAGCAUUUAGAUGCAUGGGAUCCAAUGUUAAUAUCAGAAGGUUUAUUUUCUGCUGCAAAUAUAUUUAGCUCUUUAAAACUCGUAUAUAUAUUUUCGGUAAAUCCACAUUUGGGACCGUUACAAGUAUCAUUAAGUCGUAUGGUCAUGGAUAUUAUGAAAUUUUUCUUUUUAUACGUACUCGUUUUAUUUGCAUUUUCUUGUGGUCUUAAUCAACUACUAUGGUAUUAUGCUGAAGAAACAUUAGAGAAGAAACAAUGUAACAAUACUGGAGUACAAAAUUCCGCUAGAGAUGCAAGUGCCUGUUUUGUUUGGAGACGGUUUUCAAAUUUAUUUGAAACAAUACAAACAUUAUUCUGGGCGGUAUUUGGUUUAGUGGAUUUGGAUAGUUUUGAAUUGGAUGGUAUAUUAAGUUUUACAAGAUUUUGGGGCAUGUUAAUGUUUGGAACAUAUUCUGUCAUUAAUAUUGUCGUUCUACUAAAUCUACUGAUUGCAAUGAUGAAUCAUUCAUAUCAACUGAUAUCGGAACGAGCAGAUAUUGAAUGGAAAUUCGCAAGAAGUAAACUUUGGAUCAGUUUUUUCGAAGAAGGUGGUACAGUUCCGCCACCAUUUAAUAUAAUUCCAACUCCAAAGAGUAUAUAUUAUGUACUCCAAUGGUUAAGAAGGAAAAUGUGUGGACAUUCAAAGGCAGCCAGGACUGAACAUAUGCGCACAAUUCGAAGGAAAGUUAAACAGGCUAGCGAACGUGAUUUUCGAUAUCAGAGUAUAAUGCGAAAUUUGGUACGAAGAUACGUAACAGUUGAACAACGUAAAGCAGAAAGCCAAGGUGUAACAGAAGAUGAUGUUAAUGAAAUUAAACAAGAUAUUAGUGCAUUCCGAUGUGAAUUAAUUGAAAUAUUGAAGAAUAGUGGAAUGAACACAUCAACAGCAUCCGGAAUGGGAUCAGGAUCUGGUGGAAAGAAAAAUCGACAAAAAGAACGACGCCUAAUGAAGGGAUUCAAUAUAGCUCCUACACCGCCGACAUCAGCAACAUUGCCACCGGUUGCCGAAUUUAUUGCCUCAUUGCAACAACAUCAUGGUGACGCGAAUCAUCAUAAUGAUUUGUUUGGUUCAACAUUAUCAAAUAUUUUUGGAAAUCAUCCAAGUUCAACACCCAAAAAAUUACCACAUCAAUCACAUAGUGUUUCAAUGUCACAAAAUAGUAUUUGUGAAGGUCAGAAUUUCCAUCAUUCAAGCAGUGCUAGAAGCCGCUUCCAUUCAAAACGCACAUCAUCCCAUAAACGACGGUGGGGUACACUUAUCGAAGCAGCAAAAUCUGGUCGCGUAUCACGUUUUAUUGGCCGAUCACGAUCUGAAGACUCUGUAUGUAAUUCACAUUGUCAGGAUGGACAUAAUCAUAGUCAUAGUAAUAGUCCAGGAUCGGAUGAAAAUGGUACAGAAAGUCCGAGUGAUUCGAAUCCUAGUUUAGAUACCCCAGAUGAACAUACAACAUCGUCCGCAACUAACCAUUCACAAAAACAUUCUUCUUCCCAUCAUCAUCAUCAUGGCCUAGAGCAUGCCAUAGCUGCUGUAAUGACAAAGGGCACCAAGAAAGUAUUAAAACGUGCAAGUAGUGUACCAACACGUGUAACAGAAGUUGUGCAAAUGGUGAUCUCACAAAAACAUGAACAAACACAAUCGCAACAGCAGAGUGUUGAGAUACCAGGUGGCGGUGAUCGACCAACAAUUGAUAUCAACCCACCGUCAUCUUCAUCACUGCAUCACCAUCAUCAUCACCAUCACCAAGGCCAUCAACAAACUUUAACACCAUCUACAACCGAGGAAAGUGUUGCCACAACAAGCACACAACAUCAGGGAGCGACUUCAUCUCGAGAGCCACUGUUGACAUCAUCCAGCACAACAACGGGCACUGGAUCUGCACAAACUCCCGACGAUGAUGAUGAUAAUAAUGUAUACAAUAAACCACCUCCAUUUGAUAUGCUACCAAAAUUACCUGGUGUAAUACCUGUUAGUGGUCAUAAUAUUUCAACUGGAUGGUUAUAG